Helicoverpa armigera (cotton bollworm) is the source of this 745-nucleotide messenger RNA. RefSeq lists its product as uncharacterized. NCBI's taxonomy places the organism in Eukaryota, Metazoa, Arthropoda, Insecta, Lepidoptera, Noctuidae. Bases 4 to 453 code for a protein of 149 amino acids. The transcript has a single exon. The record is from RefSeq and is a predicted model, not a curated record.
AAAAUGUGUAGUUCGAGCGCGGCUCAUACACUCGACACACACCGCAUCAUGCACGCGUACCUCGCGCUCGUCAUCGCGCUCGCGGCGCCCGCACUCGCUGCGCCCGCGCCCGCCCGCCUCGGCUACGAGCGGGAAAUCGACUCCACCAGGUACAACCUGGUGCCCAAACCCCUGGACUCCUACGUACUCAACCAAGCGUAUCUAGCCUCGCAGAAAAACAGAGCGAAACUCAUCACCAGGCAGAGGCCCGAUGACGCCAUUGUGGCAGAUAAUGUGAAAUUAGAAUCAAAUAUGAUAAGUAUAGUGUCUACAGGGAAAAAAAACGUGAACAGCCAAGUGAGUGAUGGGAGGAUCCGACGGCGGCGAGGAUACAACCUGGAGAACGUGAGAGUCCCGGCGCGAUACCCGUACCUCCCCGUGCCAAACUACACGAGAUUCCGGCGCUGGGGCUAGUGGCCGCUCGCCGCCCCGGUGCGCGUCUCCAGCAAAUGUCAAGGCUGCGCGCUACCACGGGAGGACGAGCCCCGCAUCCCCCUGACGUGCGCGUGCCAAGCUCAGACUGUACUUAAGUUUUAUGUUAUUUAUAUGAAGUGGCUGUGAUCGAACGCUCAAGUGAUGCCGUUACCCGAACGGAUUGGAGGCAACGAUUGACAGAGUAAAUAGAUUUAAUCUAGUUAUUGCACUAUGAUAGUGUAAUCAAAAGUUUUGUAUUAGGUAAUAUUAGAUAAUACACGAUAAUAUUUAA